AUGAGAGUUGCCUGCGGCUCUGCGGCCCCUGGGACCAUGUUUAACGGGGAGCCAAGUCCAGCCUCAGCUGCAGGCUCCAGGAAUGUGGUUCGGAGCUCCAGCAUCAGCAGUGAAAUCUGCGCAUCUCAGCAGGCCGGGCCCGGGACCGGGACCACCACCGCUAAGAAGCGGCGUAGCAGCCUCGGCGCCAAGAUGGUGGCCAUUGUGGGCCUGACCCAGUGGAGCAAGAGCACGCUCCAGCUCCCCCAGCCUGAAGGGACCACUAAGAAGCUGCGCAGCAACAUCCGGAGGAGCACGGAGACUGGCAUCGCCGUGGAGAUGCGGAGUCGGGUCACACGCCAGGGCAGCCGGGAGUCCACCGAUGGGAGCACCAACAGCAACAGCUCCGAGGGCACGUUCAUCUUCCCCACCACUCGGCUGGGGGCCGAAAGCCAGUUCAGCGAUUUCCUGGAUGGGCUGGGACCAGCCCAGAUUGUGGGGCGACAGACGCUGGCAACUCCGCCAAUGGGGGACGUGCAUGUUGCCAUCAUGGACCGGAGUGGCCAGCUGGAGGUGGAAGUGAUCGAGGCGCGGGGCCUGACCCCCAAGCCUGGCUCCAAAUCUCUCCCAGCCACCUAUAUCAAGAUUUACCUGCUUGAGAAUGGGGCCUGCUUGGCCAAGAAGAAGACAAAGGUGGCCAAGAAGACCUGUGACCCCCUGUACCAGCAGGCUCUGCUCUUUGACGAGGGGCCCCAGGGCAGGGUGCUACAGGUGAUCGUCUGGGGAGACUACGGUCGCAUGGACCACAAGUGCUUCAUGGGCAUGGCCCAGAUCAUGCUGGACGAGCUGGACCUGAGUGCCGCCGUCACCGGCUGGUACAAACUCUUCCCCACCUCCUCCGUGGCAGACUCGACCCUCGGCUCCCUCACCCGGCGCCUGUCCCAGUCCUCCCUGGAGAGUGCCACCAGCCCCUCGUGCCCCUGA
Molecule: messenger RNA, 963 nt
Organism: Pipistrellus nathusii (Nathusius's pipistrelle)
Lineage: Eukaryota; Metazoa; Chordata; Mammalia; Chiroptera; Vespertilionidae
Source: the annotation of a GenBank genome assembly